Messenger RNA from Penicillium soppii, 717 nucleotides. Its product is annotated as gamma-glutamylcyclotransferase family protein. NCBI's taxonomy places the organism in Eukaryota, Fungi, Ascomycota, Eurotiomycetes, Eurotiales, Aspergillaceae. Gene Ontology annotation, molecular function: gamma-glutamylcyclotransferase activity. Bases 1 to 717 code for a protein of 238 amino acids. The record is from RefSeq and is a predicted model, not a curated record. The transcript has a single exon.
AUGCCAAACAUCUCCUUAACCCCAUCUACAGGCCCAGCCCCAGCCAGCUACGAAGCAGAAACAGAAAGACACACCGCAACUUCCCCAAUCCCCGCACCAACAACCACCCCAACUACAAGACCAAAAUACCUCUACUUCGCCUAUGGCUCGAACCUCUCCCCAGCGCAGAUGGCCAUGCGCUGCAUUACAGACCCUUCAUCCAGCAAACCCCUUGCAAUAGCCAAACUCUCCCACUGGCGCUGGCUAAUCUGCGAAGCGGGAUAUGCGAAUGUCCUGCCGCCGGCUGGACUGCGGGUUCCCGGUCAGGAUGAUGCUGCGCCACAGAUCCCGGUUUCGGGGGUUGAAGAUGCGGUUUAUGGGGUUCUUUAUGAGAUGGUUAUUGCGGAUGAGAGAAUUCUGGAUGGGUAUGAGGGGAUUGAUACGCAUGCCGGGGAUGCGGAUGGGCGGUUUGUUGAUGUUGAUGUUCGGCCGAGGGAGCAGGGGGAUGGGAGCUAUAAUAAGUGGUUUGUUGAGGCGGAGGUGGUGAAGUGGUUGGAUGAUGGGGAGCAUGGGGAAGUGAAAGUUUUGGUUUAUGUUGAUGAGAACUGCGUUACGGUGUCUAAGCCCAAGUUUGAGUAUAUUGCGCGGAUGAAUCGGGGGAUUCGGGAGUCUGUGGAGCUGGGGAUGCCGCAAAGCUGGGUAGACGAGGUUAUAAGGAAAUUCAUCCCUGAGGAAUAG